AUGAAAAAUAUAAUUAUAAUAGCUUUAUUAUUAGCAGUAGCUUUUGCUAGUCUUAGAGGAUCUGAUAGAAAAGAAUACAAACAUGAAAGAGAUUAGAACAAAUUACGAAAAGGAGAUAGAGAUAGAAGUGAUUCUAGUUCUGGAUCAUAUGAAGAUGAAUACUCUUACACUCUCUAAAAUAGUGAAGAUAAUUAUACAUAUGAAUCUACUAGUUAUGAUAGUGAAUCAAGUGAAAGUAGUUCAGGAAGUGAGUCAAGUGAAAGUAGUUCAGAAAGUGAAUCAUAUUCUUCAGAAUUUAAACAUAAAAGAAAUGUUCACCACCAUAAAUAAUAAAACAGAGAUGGAAGAAGAGGACCAAGAGGUAGAUUCCAUAAUAAAGAUCAAUAAUUUUAGAAUAGAAAGCAUCCUCAUCCUCCAAGACCUCAAGAUGAAUUCUCAAAAAAAGUUUUCUAAAAUUUAAAAAAAACUGGAAAAGUUAUUCUAGAAGAAUGGAACAUAAAUUAAGAUCCAUCAAUUAAAAAUGAAAUCAGAGCUAUCUUGAUAGCAAAUUUAGAAAAUCUGUUACCUGUAGCGGAAGUUAUAAAUACUUAAGAAUCUGUACCAAAUGAACCAAUUAGUCCAGAUUAAAAAGAUCAUCGCCCUCAUCGUUGUCCUCAUUCUAUUCCUCCUCCACCUCCACCUCCAUAACCUGAAGAUGAAUUUGCUAACUAGGUUUUCAAAACUCUACAUCAGAUUGGAUUUGAAAUUCUUGAAUAAUGGAACUUAGAAUAAGAUGUUUAAGUCAAAAAUCAAAUUAGAGCUAAUUUGAUUUAAUAAUUAAGUGAACUCAUUCCAGAAUAAUUAGUGGAAGUUAGUACUACUACUAUUAUCGAUGCUCCUCUUUAAAUCGAAACUAUUUAAGAAAGAGCAGUUCCAAGAUUAACUGAUGAAAAUGGAAAUUGAUAUCAUUAUAUCAUAAACAAUAAUUCAU
This is a messenger RNA of Paramecium sonneborni, 970 nucleotides long. Lineage: Eukaryota; Ciliophora; Oligohymenophorea; Peniculida; Parameciidae. The record is from the annotation of a GenBank genome assembly.